CUGUGACAUUUACGGUUUACGUGCCAUUUCACUAGGUUUACGGUUAACGUUAGGAAUUCCAAAUUUGAAAAUGAUCUUAGCAAAAUCGGCGCUGUGCCUAAGUUUGGUCUCGUGUGUUUUGUGCAUUGCGUUGCCGGAUUACCUGAAAUCCUGCUCAAGAAAUGACCCGAACCUCAACGCUUGCGCACUGCAAGUGGCCCAGUCGUCCAUCACUCGCUUUGCCCAAGGAGAGGAGAGCCGAGGCCUAGUACCUUUAGACCCUCUGUUUGUACCCGAAAUGGUGGUGUAUGUGCCCAACGAAAAUGGACUGAAAGUGAGAUUCCUCGACAACCACUUCACUGGCCUGUCGCAACUGCAGAUGCAGGAUUUGAAAUUUGACCUGAACAAAAAGGUGAUAACGACGGACUGCCUGGUGAACCUGGAGGUGCUCGGCCGCUACGACCUCAGCGGGAAGAUACUGGUGGUGCCCAUCAAGUCGAACGGCGACUCUACUAUUAGAUUGAAGAACACCCUCCUCCACAUCCGGUUCUGGUACGAGCACGUGGCGGGCCCGGGCGGCGCCGUGCACUGGCGCAUCGUGAAGCACGACAUCAAGUACGAGGUGGAGAAGGCCACCUUCCGACUGGAGAACCUGCUCAAUGAUAAGAACAUUGGUGACCAAAUCAACCGACUGCUGAACGAGAUGUGGCGUGAGAUAGUGUCGGAGGUGGGCCCCUCCAUCUCCAAGUCACUAGUAGACGCCGUGGUCGAGAACAUCCAGGUGCUACUCAGCCAGGUGUCGUAUGACGAACUCAUGCCGGAAUAAUUUAGAAGCCUUUCUGAAGGGCUGGCAUGGGGCGCAAUUAAAAUGUGACAUCAGUUUUGCAUCGCGCUUACUCACACCGCGCAGCCUCAAGAGCGAGUGACGGAGAACUUUUGUCACGUCUUAAAUGCAAGCUUCUGCUAGCCCUUCUGGAGAGAGAUAUUUGUGAUGUUAUGUGAUAAGUUUGGAAUAAAUGCGUAAGUUUGUAUAUUU
Plutella xylostella (diamondback moth) is the source of this 1015-nucleotide messenger RNA. Its product is annotated as circadian clock-controlled protein daywake-like. Gene Ontology annotation, biological process: multicellular organismal reproductive process. The record is from RefSeq and is a predicted model, not a curated record. NCBI's taxonomy places the organism in Eukaryota, Metazoa, Arthropoda, Insecta, Lepidoptera, Plutellidae.